Messenger RNA from Pediculus humanus corporis (human body louse), 834 nucleotides. RefSeq lists its product as uncharacterized. The record is from RefSeq and is a predicted model, not a curated record. Gene Ontology annotation, biological process: rRNA (guanine-N7)-methylation. Gene Ontology annotation, cellular component: nucleolus. Bases 1 to 834 code for a protein of 277 amino acids. Gene Ontology annotation, molecular function: rRNA (guanine) methyltransferase activity. Lineage: Eukaryota; Metazoa; Arthropoda; Insecta; Psocodea; Pediculidae. The transcript is spliced from 7 exons.
AUGAGCACAAAAAGACCGGAACAUCAAGCACCUCCAGAAGUUUUUUAUAACGAUGUUGAAGCUAGGAAGUACACGGAAAAUUCCAGAAUGAUAAAUAUACAAGUUUCCAUGUCAGAAAGAGCAAUUGAAUUACUUGCUCUUCCAGACAGACCUUGUUUUUUAUUAGAUUUGGGAUGUGGUUCUGGUUUAAGUGGCAGCGUUUUGGAAGAACAGGGUCAUACAUGGGUCGGAUUAGAUAUUUCUCAAGCUAUGCUAAAUAUAGCCAAAGAAAGAGAAAUUGAAGGCGAUGUAAUUUUAAGCGAUUUAGGUGAAGGAAUUCCAUUUAGAGCCGGAUCAUUUGAUGGAGCCAUAAGUAUUAGUGCACUUCAAUGGUUAUGUAAUGCCGAUAAAGCCACACACAAACCGACAAAAAGAUUGUACAAAUUCUUCAGUACUUUGUUUUCAGCCAUGAGUCGAACUGCUAGAGUAGUAUUACAGUUUUAUCCGGAGAACAGUAUGCAAAUAGAAUUAAUAACAGCUCAAGCGAUGAAAGCUGGUUUUUUCGGAGGUGUCGUCGUUGAUUUUCCCAAUAGUACAAAAGCUAAAAAAUUUUUUUUAGUUUUAAUGACGGGGGGUGCAGUCGAAUUGCCCAAAGGACUCGGAGAAGAAAACACCAAUGAAAUAGAUUAUACGAAUAAAAGGGAAAAAUUUCAAAAAAUGAAAGGUAAGUGUCCCAAAAGAAGCGUUGAAUGGAUUUUACAAAAAAAAGAAAGACGAAGACAACAAGGACGAAAAACUUGCUUCGAUUCAAAAUAUUCCGUUGAGAGCAUAACUUUGAAAACUCAUGUUUUAUGA